UCCCCAUCUGUUUGAUUGGGAAAAGAUAUUUAACGAAAAAUAAUUAUUCAAAAGGGGAAAAGAAAGCGAAAGAAGAUUCCUCAUUGAUCCCAAUAUUGAAAUUAAAUCUCUAAGUUUUGUUUGCUCGUUCGUUUUGAUCAGUAAGAAUUUUCUCUUCUUACUCGUCCCCGAACGUGUACACGGAGAACCGUUCUACCGUAUCGAUAUUAAUGCGUUUACACGAGAUAAGUAGGUGCAAAUCGAAUGGAUAAUGAAGUGUAAAAAUAUGUAACGAGGGAAUUGUGGAUGGAGAAAAAGAUUGGAUCGUGUUCUUUUUUCACCUCUUAGAUGUCGUAUCCGAGUCCUAAUUUUCGUAUCCCGAAUUCCUUCGCGCCGCCGGCACCGCCCUAGUUUAAGUCCCCAAGGUUGCCAUUAUUAUUGUUUGAUUGGAUGUGUUACUCGAACGACCCACUUUUUUGCUCGAAACUAUUAUUUCCAUCAGGCGUUAUUGUAAGCCCUCGUGAAAAAGGCGGAAGGCAGUUGCCUUUUAACAUUAACGAUGGUACACACAAUGUACGCCUCUUUUAGCACGAUACUUUUACGGCACGGUACGAUUGACGUACGACGCGAUAUCUGUUUUCGAAAUGGUUUUCGGAAUUGGGAUCGAUUUGAGGUUAUCGUUUGUUCACGUACAAUAAGACAAUAAUCGAUAUCGAAAAUUUAAGUUAAUUUAAUCUUGUUAAUUUCGAAAGUGACAAGUAUUACUAUUCUCGUAAGUUCUAACCUCAAAACUUGCAACAGUUCUCUUUCUUGAUGGUCGAGUCUUCGAACGCCAAUCAUAUUGCUUCGUAUGGUCACGUGAUCGUGUAAAGGAGCACGAAUAGUAAUUUCGUUCGUAAUUUUUCGAUUUUUACUAUAUCGAGAACUUUAUAAGCUUUUCGAUUUAUAAAACGAAUUAUCGAAGAUCCAAGUUAUAAAUCUAUUCCAACCGAAAAGUGAAAUAUUUAGAUAUCGACUGAAGUUACGUUAAAUAUUAGAUAUCGCUCUAAAAGCGAGAUAUUGCAGAGAUAUUAGGAAGCGCUAUAUCGAUGAAUAAUCGAGUUCCAUUAAGUUCGAAUUACAAAGUUGAGCAAGCUACUCCCGACCCAAUUUAUGUUGGAUCAAGUUUUUAUUUCGAAAUUGCGGCACGUAUCGUCCGGAUAGAAAAAUAACGUUCAUAGGAAAUUAUCCAAUGUUAACUUAGUUGCAAAUGAGCACUUAUGACAACGCGAGAAUAGUCGCAUAGUGAUGAAAGUAAUCGGCUAUUCUACGGGCUUAACGUUGCGUGAAGAAAAUAGAAAGUUUUCUUGGAAGAUGAUUUAGAGGAAUCAUACGCUAUUCAACGAAUAAUUUGUUAUAUUAUCGCGUGAUUUCCUAACUCUUUAUGAUCGGAUGAAGCACAUUCGUCCAUUAUAACCCAUUACUCGUUACGAAAGUACGAAAAUAUACAUUGUGAGCUUUUAAAAGUUUUUAACACGCGAAGAAUAAUUUAAUCGUCACUUAAUCGAGGAAACGUGCAACUUUGACGAUAGAAAUAUCACAAAUUCCUCACGAAACAGGUCUUUUAAAACCUCGGUCGCCUUUUCCAAUAAUUUUCAAAAUUACAUACCCGAAGAUUCGCUUUACCGCAUUGCGUAGGCGAAAGCACAGAUGCAACGAAUCAACGAGUGAAAUUUCCGCCCCUCCACCACGCAACGAAUGGAUCCCUCCGCAGCCAGUUUCGGAGAAGAGCGAUGAAAAAUCCAUUCGUAAUCCGUUAAAUGGUGCGCGCAGCAACGGGAUUAGGAGAAGGUGGGUGCGCGAUCGCAGGGCGGUUGCUUCGGAUCCUUGGCAUCCCGUGUGCGACGCGGAGGCUGGCUGGUGACUCCGUGACCCAGUUUCCCCCGUUUCCUCCACCGCCUUCGAUUCGUAUACGCGUACUCGUGCUCGUCCUUCGCCGUAUCUCUCUCGAUAUCCAAUAUUCCUUAACAUAUUCGACUUGGAUCGACAAUAAUCAAUAUGGCAUCUCGUCAUCUUUACCUCCGUCAGCGCGGCCUUCGUCCAUCUCCCUUCACCAAUCGCCACUCGUUUUUGCACCUCGGUACCGCCACCCCUCUGUGUUCCGCUACCGUCACGCGCUGUAUCCCCGAGGAGAGCGGCAUUGCCGCCGUGGCCGCCGCCGGAAUCACCGCCGCCGCGUCGACUCGAGGCGGCUCGAGUCGAGCGACGGUGGUGGUAUCCGGCGUCGGGCCGCGUCUCGACGUCGUCGUCCGUUCACGCUUGCCCUGGCUCGGCGACGCUAUGCGUCGCGUCCUUCUCGCCACCUGUGCCAGCUGUUCCACCCGACUCGAGGGAUUAGGAUGUAAUCGAACGGACGAUUUCAGUACACCAAUCAGCUCUGGCAGCAACAUGAGCAGUAUAGCAAGGUUUCCAAAAUUGGACGAGUGUGCCCACUUUCAUUACGAACAUGUUGAACUCAGUUCUUUGGAGGUUUCGCUUAGCGAGGGUAGCAAUGAUUCAGACAGCUACGCGGUCAGAGUAACAUCCGGGGACGCAUGCUGGACGUUGCAACGAUCGUACGAUAAUUUUGUUAUGUUCGACAAGCAGUUGCAUCGGUGCAUAUUCGACAGGAAGUUCUCUUCCUUAACCAAGCUUCCAGAUACACGGCCAAAAAACACCUGUGAUAUACUGAGGGACUAUUUGAACAGGUUCUCCCAGUUGAAUCAUGAAGGCCUAAAUUGUGGCCCUGUGUUAAAUUGGUUGCAGCUAGAUAACAGGGGAAGAAGAAUCCUCGUCCCAGAGUCAGAUUCAUGCCCCAUUAACACUCCUGCAGUAGCCGCUGCUUAUGCAGUUAGACCUUACGUAGCUCAGGCGCCGGAUGAAAUCUCGUUUCAGGUUGGAGACAUGAUUUCGGUAAUAGAUAUGCCCCCUCCAGGGGAGAGUACGUGGUGGCGUGGGAAGCACGGAUUUGCAGUCGGCUUUUUCCCGGCCGAGUGCGUGGCUGUGAUCGGGGAUAAAGUGCCACGGCAUCUCACCGUGUCGACGACAGUUAGAUCAAAGUUACCCGUGAAACCGGUGCUCAGAAAGCACGGGAAGCUAAUCGCCUUUUUCAGAUCGUUUAUAUUGAAUAGACCGUCUAGAAGGCGGUUGAAGCAGUCGGGAAUUCUGAAGGAACGUGUAUUUGGUUGUGAUUUAGGGGAACAUCUUUUAAAUUCUGGCCAAGAUGUGCCCACCGUCUUAACGUGCUGCGCCGAAUUCAUCGAGAAUCAUGGCCUGGUUGAUGGCAUAUACCGCCUGAGCGGCGUGACAUCGAACAUUCAGAGAUUACGAAACGCGUUCGACGAGGAUCGUGUCCCUGCAUUGCAUUCCGAUGAAAGUAUUCUACAGGACAUUCAUUCUGUGGCUUCGUUGUUGAAAAUGUACUUCAGAGAGCUGCCGAAUCCGCUCUGCACGUACCAGCUUUAUUCCACUUUCGUUAGCGCGGUUCAAGCCAGUACCGAUGCGGAGAGAUUGAGGCGGAUGAGGGAUACCGUUAGAAAAUUACCACCACCGCACUACAGAACGUUGGAAUAUCUUAUGCGACAUUUAGUGAGAGUCGCAGCUCGAGGAGCGGAGACCGGUAUGACGCCGCGUAACGUCGCGAUUGUUUGGGCUCCGAAUCUCUUAAGAUGCAAGGAGCUGGAGGUUGGAGGCGUAGCCGCGUUGCAAGGCGUCGGUGUGCAGGCUGUGGUCACGGAAUUUUUGGUCUGUUACGCCGAAUUAAUUUUCGGGGACGGUCCGGUUGGAAGGCCGAAAUCGUUGGCCAUUACAACACCGGCGAGAUUGCUUAGUUUGGAAGAGGCUCGAAAUCGUAGCCUGAGAGGUGAGCCUGAUUACGUGGAAGUGGGCGCCGGUCCAGCCGGGUUACCAUUACAUUACCAUACGGUCAUAGAAUUACCGCGAAAGAGAAAUGGCUCGAAACGUUCACCCUCGUUGAACUGGAGAGCUUUGUUCGGUCGAGGUGGUUUGGGUGCCAGAGGAAAAACAAGACAAGUUGGCACGCCACCUCAAACAGAAACGGUGCCAAGUUCCUUAAACUCCUUACGACGAUUAAGACCAGUGAAAAGCGCAGACAGUUUGGAUGGUGAGGACAGUUUAGGUCCUCUGCUGGGACCGCCACCAGCUAGACCUUGCGGACAUAGUCGAUCAGUUUCGCAUGAUUCCUAUUUCGAUCAUUUAGCAGACGCACCGAAUACCGCGUCGCCGUUGGAUUUAUCGGAAAUACAGCUUAACUUCGACUUGGAGGAACGAGAAAUGCGAAUGUUCUCGGAGGAGGAGAGUGGGGGAGUUGCGUCGGUGGAAGCCUCUCCUCGACGACAGAGAACGGAAGGAACGCAGAAUAUAGCCGCUACCGGUGGAUCCAAGAGAAAGAGGUCGCGAUUGGAGGAAAGACUGCAGUGCGACGUUGAGUUGCGCUUCAUUGAUAGCCAAAGUCCUGAUCAGGUGAUGGUAUCUGCAGAUAUUCACAGCAUGGAUACUCCAUCUCCUUUGCCAACACCAGGCUACCUACCGUUAUUAUCCGAAGCUUCAACCCCACUCACACCCGCUACGCUACAUGGAACACCCCAUUCUACGUCACCUGUACCGGCUAACAGUCCUAGAAUAAGUUUCCGAAGUUUCACUUUACCUUUAGAAAUCGAUGACAAUGAACAAAGUAACGCGAACAAACUGAACAGAACUAGCGUGUCUUCCGAUAAAUCAUCCGACCCUAGUCAUAGGUUAUCCGUAAACUUAGAAGGGCAGAGUAAUGCUAAAUCCUGCGAGAGAAUAAUGACAUACGACAAGCACAUAGAUUUGUACGAUGAUAAAGAGUCUUCCAAGGCUCAAAAGACUUCGAAGGAGACGAACUUAGUUGUAUCGGAUGUAGUCGACCAAGAAAUGAUGCCUUGCGAGAGGCUAAUGUCUCAUCCUAGCGAGAUAGAUUCUAGUAAAGUAACGACGUCUAUUUGUAAAGAUAUAGAAAAUAGAUCGAGCUCGUGUCCCGUUGAAGAUAAUAAAUCUCGUAGCGGAGACACCAGAGAUACGUUGGACGUGCGGAAACACGAUGUACCGAUGAACAAAUCGAUCGUUUCACAAAACGACGAUGCCAUGGCUGGAAAUUCAAACGCACAUAGGAACGAAUUACCAGGACUGCCAUUAUCCAGCGCAACAGAUCUCGAUUCUCCGAUGUCGUGCGAACAAACGAUCGAGGAUUUGCCUGAUUCCGGUUUCGUGAUUUGUGAUAACUCCGACAAGAUAUUUACAAACACAGAAACGUCACAGAUGAUAUCCAACACUAACGAUUCUGGCGAGUGGGUGAUAGUAGAGACAACCGGUUCGAUUACGACACCGACGAGCGAAUCAAGUAGCUCUAAGGAUCCUUUAGAAGGAACUGUGAAUAAUGCGAUUGCAACGGAUGCGCCGCAGCUAAGAUCGAUAUCGGAAAAUGUUUCCAGAACUUCUUUGGAUCUCACUAUGGGCUCAACUGUAGAUACUGAUACGUCUUGCAUUGGUGUCAGUGACUUGACUGAAAGUCCCGUUCUUCCUCAGGAAUCGGCUGAAAUGACAUUCGACGUUGCUGAUAAUAGAGAAUUGGAGGAACACGAUGUACAAAGAACUUCUAGAGUUUUCGAUGAUCAAACAAACUUUGGAGUGGUUGAUUCUGGGAAUAAUUUUUCAAAUAUUGUACAUUCGCCUGUACAAGAUCAAGACAAUGGAAAUCAGAAGAUACGUACCGUUAGUAUGGCAGAUAUUCAUUUAAAUCAAAAAUCUAAUGAAAUGGAGCAUGAAAACAACGCUUGUUACACGCAAUUGGAUAACACUAAAGCGUUCAAUAGAAAUGAGAAUUCAGUGAAGGAACAAAUUCUCGUAGAGGAAGAAACUUUUGGAAAUUCUCAACGAUCCUCAAAAAGUCUCGAUUUUCAACAACAAGAAAUUCGACGUUCCUUGCAGUUACAUAAGAAACCACAAUUUCAGGCGAGUGAUCGUUGUUCGUUCCCCAAUCAAUCAAAGAAGAGUCAAAAUCUUGAUCUAUCUUUAACUAAUGCCGACAACAACAAGCAACGUUGUCAAAAUCAAAAAUCGGAAAAGUGCCAAAGUUUUGAAUAUGUUUCGCCAAAGGAAUCGAAUCAGAACAGUCAACAGCACAAACAAUUUUCCUCGCGUGCUGAAGAAUCGUUGAAAUGCAACAACGUGAAAAACAGCCAAUUACAAGAGCACAUUGAAGUAGUAAUACCAUCGGAGAAUGCGGCAGAGCCUAGUGAGAUAGCUCAUCCUCCGGAAGGUGCAUCCGAGACAACAUCCUUAAACUCAUCGUGUACUUUUUCAAAUGCAUCUUCUCCGGUGGAUGAUUCUAUCGUUCUUCGAGACACAGCUGCUAUACUUCAAGAAUUAGCAUUGCAAAGGUUAUCUGGAGGUAUUGUGGGAGAUUUAUCCGUCCCAUCGAGGAGAAGAUACGAAGCGGAAAGUAACAAGGAUCGAAGAAGCUUUGAUUCUGAAAUCGGUAGGGAAAUUGUACGUGAGCGAAAAAUGAAGCAAGAAUUGGAUUCUGCUCGGGGAAAGUCGGAAGAACCACCGGUAAAUAAUACUCAACACUUGCCACCAUGUUUGAGAGCUCGUCACGCGAGGGCGACACGAGCAUCGCUCAGUCGAUCUUUAGACGAAGCAAAAUUCAAUAAGAUGACGGAGGAAGCAUCUCUACCCGUAAAACAGGUUACAGAGGACGCGCAGCACAGUUCUACGCCUAAUGUUGGAACAGGUUCGAACGCUACAUCGAGCAGUUCCGAUAAAACGCAUUUAAAGAAUCUUGGAUUAGAUCUUGGCGAUCCUCAGUGUAGAGAAAGGAUAGAAAAGUACAAAGAAGAAAGGAGGACAUUCUUAAGGGAUAAAUACAGAUCGGAAAGCUUUCGAGGAAUGUUAUCGAAGACGGAAGAUGAUGGGGAACAAGCACUUUUGGCUAGGUUAAAGCAGAGAGCUUCUAGACCCUCCCUUCAUUGAUAUUAAAGUAAUAUUUAUGGAAAUGUUCUGUCAAGUUUUUCCUGCGUUGAAUAAAUGGCUCUGCAAUCGCGUCGCAUGAUGAACUAUGAUAUAUACUAUUCCAGUGAUCUAUUCGUUGUACCGAUCAUCGCAUUUAACCCUUUGUUCUCAACGACGUUCGAAUUUUAUUGAGGUACGUUUAUUUCUUUUUGUUUUUGUUUUAUUAUUAUUAUUACUUUUCUUUUAUAUUCGAAUGUUAGAUAUGAAAACGUGUAUUUUUUUCGUUUGAAUAAUUUCAUAUGAUAUAAGAAAAAUGGAUAUCAGUAUUUUACGAUACUUAUCGAAAAUGAUAGUUAAUCGACUUGUAUCGAGUAAAUCGAUUUGAAUCGAGCAAAUCGAUUUCUAUCGACUAUCGUAAUUUUAAAUGGAAGACAUAUUGAUUCUAACGUCUAAUUUCAAAAAAUAUACGUACGAUUGAUUUUUUAAGUGAUUAAAAACUUUUUGCUAUAUUUUUUCUUUUUUUUAAGUAUUUAAUUAAAAUUUCGUUUAAUAUUUAUCUUUCUCUGCGUGUUAGAUUAAUCGAGUACAAAGGAUUAAAGUGUGAAAUUUAAUAAAGUUAAAUUAAAGAUGAGUGGUAUAACGAAAAAAAGAAAAAGAUGGUCUGAUGAUUGAUGCUUUUAGAAAGAAAAUCGAUGGAGAACGUUCGGUUUUUUAUCGCUGUUGUUAACAGAACAGUUCGAUGAUAUAAACUGUAUCUUUUAAUUUAUUAUAUAAACGAUAUUAUACAUAAAUAUUAUUAGAUUAUUUCUGUUAUUGUUACGAGUCGUGUAAGAAAUCAAUUUUUGUCAUUAUUGUUAUCGUUCCCAAAGAUGUCCCAUUUUAUUAAUGCCUUUCGUGCUGUUCUGUUAAUCGACCAUUAAUUUAAUCGAUAUGUACCAGAGUGUAUUGGGUUCGUGGACUGAUUUGUUGUCGACCCUUUGCACACGAAACUGCAUUUUUUAACGUGAGUUGAAGUAAGUAUGUAAGCUUGUUUGAUAAAUUUUACGCAAAGUUAAGUGUUUUCACGUACGAAUUUAUAUAUAAAUACUCCUCUUGUGAUGGUUGAAUUAGAAAUCUUCGAAUAAUUAUAUGUCCGUAACGCGUAGUGCUUUAUAAAUACAUGUUUUCUCAUAUUUUAUUGUCGUCCUGUUUGUUCGAGAAUAACGAAAAAAGAUGACAAAAAAGAAAAAAAUAAAAAAAGACUUAAAAAAAAAAAAGAGAGAAAAAAAACAAGAAAAAUGACCAAAUUAAUGAAUUCUAUUAAUACAUAUAUAAAAGAUAUUUGAAUUAUUCGUUCUGUUUCGAUUUGAAGUACGGGUGCAAAGGGAUUAAUAUUUUUUAAGUGAAAGCGUAUGUGUCUUCGUAUCGAUUAAUGUAAUCGAGUUAUAAGAUAUAAUCGAAACGCUUCCCUUUUUUUUUAUGAAUUUCGUUGUUGCUCAUUGAUCUAAAUAUUUUUAUACGAUAUAUGAAGCGUAUUGCAUUUUAACGAAUGGAAAGUUUGUUCGUUAUAAUAAUCGGAAGUGUGUGUUAACUAUCUUAGCAUUUUAUCACUUCCUUUUUUUUUCUUUUUUUCUUUUUUUUCUUGUUCGAAUUUUUCCCCCCUUUAAUUAAAAUUAAUAUUGUUAAUUUUUUUAUUUUAUUAUUAUUUUUUCACUUUUACGUUUUACGUGUUUGUUUUCACGCCAAUCGCUUAUCACGUGUAAAAGAAAUAGCACGUAGUUACAGAUUUUAUAAAAUAUGUUACACCCUAUUAAUGUUAUAUCGAUGUCGAGAAUAUGAAAUUAGAAUAUUCGUUGAUAUUCAUGUUCAAUUUUAUGUUAAGAGCUCUGGUACAUUUGAUGGAUUUUUGUUUAUAACUUUAUUGAAAGUUAACAAAAAAUUUUUUCUUUCUAUACAUACUAUACAUAAAUAUACGAAAAGAAAAAAAAAUAAUUGAAAUUAUCAUAUUAAAUUAAGUAUUCUAUGCACACGUUGAUAUAUUUUCUCUUUUUUGCCAUGGACUGGUCCAUGGCUUUGUAACACCUCUUUUGUAUAUUCUUGAUUAUUUAAUCAAUACAUGUAAUAUAUUAAUUUAUACUUUUUAGUUUGUGCAUUCAAUGUAAAGAAGAGCCUAACUUGAAAUCAAGAUUACUAGAGGACCGAAUAUUUUUUAAGGAUAACAUUGAAAAAUUUUAUCUCUUAAUCACUUAUAGGAAAGUAUAAUUUAUUAAAUUGAUAGAGUUUUAUAAAUUGCAUUACGUACAAUAUCCUUUAAUUUAUAUUUCCUUUUGCAUUUACUUCUUUUUUUUUUUUCUUUCAUUUUUUUCAUCAUAAUUUUUACCAUUUUUUUUAGGAAUUGCCGUUCUUGCAAAUGAUGAUCUAUUAUGGAUUACUUUUUAUUCUCAGUGUUCGCAUUUAUCUUUGAUUACCAGUUUUAUCAUAUUUUUCUUCUCUCGAAUAACUUGUAUUAUUACUAUAAUUCACUAUUUAAGAAUUUACCACUCAUUAAGAUCCAUUUACAAGCUGAAAAGUAUCCAGUCAUAUCGUAGACCGGAUACAGAAACGUUGGAAGAUCGUUAAGUCUUUUUUCUGAAGUCACACGAUCAUGGUUCCCUCUUUUUCCAACAAAUAAGUAUAAUCCAAACGCCAGAAUAAAUUGUCUCUCUUAGACAUUAUGAUAAUAAUUUAUAAUAAUUCAUCCAGCAUCAUCGUCGUAAAUCAAAUGAACUUAGUAAUAAAUCUAUAGAAGUCACAAGUCAUCUUUUUAAUAUUUCGAUCUUUGCCCGAAUCUCGGGGAAUCAUCAAUUUGUGAUCCUGAAAAUGCUCAAAAAAGAGAAAAGAAAAUAUUCAUUAGCAAAAGAACGUUCAAAUAUGGAUAUCGACAGAACCUUUUUUAAUAUAAUUAACAUUGCACGCGUAAUACGCGUUGUGUUCCAAGAUAAAUCGACCCUCAUGCGACCCGAAUAUUUUGUGUAUUUUUUUAUGCUACAUGUAAAGUAGUAUAAAACGAUGUAACACGAUUUUUUUGUAAAGCAAACGACAAACCAAGCGACGACCAAGCACACGUACUCGAAAUCAUCGAGAUACAUACUUAAAUCCAUUAGUUAACGAUUUGUAUUUGAAUGUUUAUGAAAAAAGAAAAAGAGAAAAAAAAAAGAAGAAAAAAGAAAGAUUAAUACUAUUUAAGAAGAAAAUUUAAAAAGUACUUGUGAAAGGAUGAAGGAUAUUUUUUUCUUGUUUAUUUUUUUUUUUAAAUUGUUAUUUUUUAUUAGAUUUUUUUUUAUUAGAUAUUACGAUAAUUAUGGCUAUGACGAGUGAGAGCAAGAUGUGUAACGAGAAAAUAGGACGUCGAUAGGACGCGUUUAGGUAACGCGACGGAAUUUUCGAAUUAAUAAAAGUUAGCGAUCGAGUAGCAGUGAUAAUAAUUGGAAUAGUGAUUAUUCCUCGUCAAAUCCAAUCUUUUUUGCUACAAUUUUUCCUGUUUGAUGUACACGUGACUCGCGUGGUAAACUUGUUAAAGCGUUCACGAACUAUUAAAAAACCUAUACGAAGUAUAAACAUUUCUAUAGCGUGUGUUGAGAAAGACUGUAACAAUUUGCAUUUAAACAUUGCAAAUUGUUCCAGUAGUAUCGUUAUAUUUUUUGCAUUUCUAUUUUUGAAUCGUGAUAAAUUUUUAAACGAGCAUUGAUCAUUCGAAAGGUUAAAAAUUAUUUCUUGAAUAUUUCAAUUGAAGUUUCGUUGUUUCUAAAUUUGAAUUUCUUUUUAAUAUUUAAUUAUUGAAAAUUUAACGUUAUUAAUUUGUUUGAGUGAUUGACUUGUUUGAUUGAAGUUAAAUAUUAGAUGAAGAAAUGAAAUAAAACUAAGAGUAAAGUCGAUAUAAUUAUCAAAGAUUCGAAUAUUCAGUGCUCGAUUUUUUAUUUAAUUGUCACUGUUUAAUUGUUUUUUUUAUUAAUUUUUAUCGAAAACAAGAAGAAAAGGAAAAAGUCGUGAACGCGUAAAUUUCAUAAAAAAUAUGCAUGCACAAGUAGCUUGUCCCAAUGAGAAAAUAAGAAGAAAUUUAUUUAGAAAUUAAAAAAAAGAAGUAUUUAAAGUGAACUUUAAUAGCUGCUUCCCUGGGUACCAAGUGUAAUAGGAAAGGCCUAGUUAGCGAUAUUUAAAAUAAUGCCUAAAAUAAUAAAAAAAAAAAAAAGGAAGAAAACUCGAGGAUCAUCUAUUUACGAGUAUACUUCUGCACAAUGUAAUGCGCAAUAACGAUACAUCCGUAGGAUGUAUAUUUUUAAUAAUUUGAGAUUCUUGCGGUUAUACCGGAUAUAUAAUAGAUAUUAUAUAGUCGUAGGAUUCUGAGAAUGAAAGAGAGAAAAGGUACGCCUAUUAGAAAUUAAUAUUUCUUAUGAGAAAUGACGCAAAGAUAAUUCAUAGUCGCAGAAAGAAAGGCUAAUAGUAAUCUUGUUUUUGAGCGUCAAAUACCCACCGUUUGUCAACUUGGACACUAUUAUUCUGUUUCCCACUCUUUCGAUUUCUUCUUCUUUCUUAUUUCUUAGUUGUAUUUCUCGUCGUAUGACUGUUUUGUUAUUAAACGAUACUACUGUUUUUUGCCUACUACGAUUAUAAUUAUAAUAUAUGGAAAAUUAUAUGUAACAAAUAUAAAUACUAUAAAUAUUGGAGAAAUCAUA
Molecule: messenger RNA, 11681 nt
Organism: Apis cerana (Asiatic honeybee)
Lineage: Eukaryota; Metazoa; Arthropoda; Insecta; Hymenoptera; Apidae
Gene: CdGAPr
Product: GTPase-activating protein CdGAPr
Biological process (GO): small GTPase-mediated signal transduction
Molecular function (GO): GTPase activator activity; phosphatidylinositol binding; protein binding
Source: RefSeq, a predicted model, not a curated record